UACUCAAUCUACGCACACUACGAAAUGAAGCUCAACAGCAUCGUCACGUCUGCUCUAUCCACCCCAGGAACAAUCCUGACUUCUACUGUAUUCACAACCAUAACUUCCACCGUGACCACCGGUUCAGCCAGUACAGCAUACAAAUUUGUGCCAGGAAACCCUCCAUCGUCAACGCCGUCUCCAACGAGUGCCGCUGUACUUCGUCAAGGUGAAAGGAGCGCUUCUACGCCAGCCGACGUAACCAUCGCCAGUACCGUCACCGAAGUAACGACCAUCAAAGCGCUAGCUACAACCAGCACUCUCUACCCCUGCGCCAGUCCCUUCCCUUCCCUAACACCUACAUUACCAUACGGCGACGCCUCGCUUCCCAGCAACUUUUCAACCCAGAAUUCCCUCUUCGCACUCACAUCUACGAGGGAAGGCGCUUCCGCUCAAGCCUGCUGCAGUGCAUGCUUCUUUGAACUAGCAAACUGCAUCCAGGCAUAUUGGUACAGCUAUGAGGGAUGUGUAGUAUCACUGGCUAUCAAUGCAUCGCUCGCGGGAUCAGCGUCUGGGAAACAUGUCAGUAGGAAUUGCCCGGCGGGUAUAUUCAAUGGAUUGUCGUACGAAAGGGACAUGAACCCUGCAUUCAGAAGUACAGGAAAUAUUGCAGGACCGUGUGUAUUGUAUGGCCAGCUUCGUGUAGAAGUGUCGAAGUGGGCCGAUCUGGAUAUCAUCAACAUGUCGCUCAAUACAGUCACAAAAGGCGUCGGCAACACCACAGGAAGCCUCAACAAGACCGUCGACUCCACCAAAAAAGGCGAUGUCUCAUCAACAGUCAAACAAACCAAGAAGCAAGCCGAUACAGCGACCAAAGAUCUAAGUGGAGUCUCGGUUCCCGGCGAAUUCCCAGACAAUGACAGGGCCAACGAUAAGAAGGCACAGGAGAUGCCUCAGGUGUCCAUUCCAUCCUUCUCCUCGAUGCUACAGUGGCUGAUGGACAAGUUUGAGUCCACAGUCAGAAAUUUCAUUUCCAAAUACCUGCCGCAGCAGCGUCAAGAAGCUAUAUAUAAAUCAGCCAUGUCACGGCCUAUGGCUACAACGUUUAUUAUUUGUCAAUUGAUCUGUUGCGGUGUUCCACUCCUUGUCUUUAUGGCGGGUGUAUUCAUCUUUGCCGCUGUUGCGAUCUUGCUUUGGGCGAUUCUGUCGCUACUAGUCCUCGGUCCUGUACUAUUGGUCACCGGCUGUUCAGGAUUCCUCAUGUGGGGAUGGGGCUGGCUCUUUUACUCUUUCAUCAAAUGGGUCGAUCAGCGAUUCUUGGGAGGGGUACUUACCAGAUUCUUCUUGCCAUUAUCUUCUGGCGCAGAUGAUGAUACACGACGUACCGAAGAGGAGGAUAAGGAGUCAGGCAGCAGCGAGAAGAAAAAGCCUUAA
Talaromyces stipitatus ATCC 10500 is the source of this 1413-nucleotide messenger RNA. RefSeq lists its product as uncharacterized. The transcript is spliced from 3 exons. Bases 25 to 1413 code for a protein of 462 amino acids. The record is from RefSeq and is a predicted model, not a curated record. Lineage: Eukaryota; Fungi; Ascomycota; Eurotiomycetes; Eurotiales; Trichocomaceae.